CAGGCGGCGCGCGGGCUCUGUGCACAUGCGCAAGGGGGCGGGGCGCCGGGCCAGCCGUCCGCGCCGCGGGGGUCGUGCUGGGGCGCUGCAGGAAGGGCUCGAGGAGUCCAGUGUGAAAUCGCUGCAAAAGCAGGGAUGAUUAUACAAAGAGUAGUGCUGAAUUCACGCCCUGGUAAGAAUGGAGUGCCAGUGGCUGAAAACUUCAGACUGGAGCAAAGUACAAUACCAGACACAGUGCAAGAGGGACAAGUACAUGUUAGAACCCUGUAUCUCUCUGUGGAUCCAUACAUGCGCUGCCGAAUGAAUGAAGAUACGGGCUCAGACUACCUCCUGCCCUGGCAGCUGUCUGAAGUUGCUGAUGGUGGGGGUGUUGGGGUUGUGGAGGAGAGCAAGCAUAAUAACUUUGCUAAAGGAGACAUCGUCACUUCCUUCAAUUGGCCCUGGCAGACAGUGGCCAUUCUGGAUGGAAGCUUGCUACAAAAGGUUGUUCCACAACUUGUGAAUGGACGCAUUUCCUAUUUUCUUGGUGCAGCUGGAUUGACAGGACUGACAGCCUUGCUAGGUAUAAGAGAGAAAGGCCAUGUGACUGUGGGUGCCAAUCAGACCAUGGUGGUGAGUGGAGCAGCCGGUGCCUGCGGUUCUUUGGCUGGCCAGAUUGGCCAUCUGGAGGGAUGCUCUCGAGUUGUGGGUAUUGCUGGCACAGAUGAAAAAUGCUCCAUUUUGGUCUCAGAAAUGGGGUUUGAUGCUGCUAUCAAUUACAAGAAAGGGAAUGUGGCACAGCAGCUACGUGAACUCUGCCCAGGUGGGGUGGAUGUUUACUUUGACAAUGUUGGUGGAGACAUCAGUGAUACAGUUAUAAGCCAGAUGAAUCAGAACAGCCAUAUCAUCCUGUGUGGACAGAUUUCUCAGUAUAACAAAGAUGUGCCUUAUCCUCCUCCAUUGCCUCCAGACACAGAAAAAAUACAGAAAGAAAGAAACAUCACAAGAGAAAGAUUCUUGGUGCUGAACUAUAUGGACAAACAAGAAGCUAGCGUACUACAACUUUGUCAGUGGAUCCAAGAAGGUAAACUGAAGGUCAGAGAGACUGUGGUAGAAGGCUUAGCAAAUAUCGGUGCUGCUUUCCAGUCCAUGAUGAAUGGAGGCAAUAUUGGAAAACAGAUCGUCUUAGUUUCUAAGUAAAAGUCAUUGCUUGGGGAAAAGUAAUUUGACUCUAUCCAUAGUAAUAAGCAAUUAAGUUGUUCAGUAUAUACUAAAAAGCAGAUAUUUUAGGAUGCUAAGGCAGAACCCAUGCUAAUAAACUGAACAGAAUCAGAAACAGGAAUGCAAAAAGUUGUACUAAAACUACUAAUGUAUUUGACAUGAUUUGACAACUGCCAAUUAGGACACUUGCAAAUAAUUCAUGGGUAUGGUUUGGAAGUUAGACCACCUCAGGAAUUAUUUCCAAUAAGCAAUUUGCAUACAGCCACUUGGUUUUGGACGUUAGAAGAAUUUACUAGUGUACAUGUGUGUCGUUCCUAUGCUAGUUUGUCUCAGUGCCCAAGAACUUCUCUGGGAAUUUUUAAUUCACUAGUAUAAGCUUAGCUCGACAGUCCAAUCAAUCUGGCUAUCAUCUUAUAAUUAAGUGUUCUAAUUUUUUUCAGAUAAGAGCAAUCAAAAAUUCCAUUUCUACAAUUCAAGUUCUAUAAUAAAGAUAAUUCUAUUUUGCCUUCUGUAACAAGUUUCCACUGAUUGCAUUUCUCAUUUCUCUGUAUUAUAUCAUUAUAUACCAUAUUUUCAGAGUACUUUAAACCUAAUUCAUUUAGAAUUUCAUCUGCAUGGCACCUGAGACUUUCAUCAGAGAUAGGUCCAGCUACAAGGGCUAGCUUAUUUUGUUGUAACAAUGCUCUUUUACCAUCUUAGAAAAUAGAAGGAAGGUUGAAAAGCAAGCCACCAUUUCCAAGUUUGACUAAUAUAACCUUAAGCAAGAUGAGACUGAUGCAAUUUAAACAUGUCUUCAAAAUAAAGGAGCUGAAGAGAAUGGAUAAUUGCCCUAAAGUCAUUAGAAUUCCACCAUUACGUACAUUUAGAAACAUGACACAUUUAUUUAGUGAUUAGGAUAAUUUAUGGCACAUUCUAAUUUAAAAGCUAUUGGUUUUAAGUAUUUGCCUUUAAGAGGAGUGCUUCCAAGCACCAGGCUGAGAGUGGAUCCUCUAGAUCUUCUUGAAUCACUACGCAGGCUCAAACUGAAUGGAAUCCAAGAACUAGGAGAGAAACACUAUUCAAGAAAUUUGGUGUUUAAAUAUUUUUGCACACUUCAGAUGGAGAACAUAUCAGAACUACUUAAUAUAAUUGUGAGCAAUGUGAAAAACAGUCUCUUGAUUUCCUAGUGCUGAGGCUGACCCUGAAAGAAGAAAGCAUGCAGUGACUAAUGGUAUAGGCUUUGAAGAAAACAAAGACACCUGCAUUAUAGCAUUACAUAGUCUAAGACCUUCAAGCAUGCAUUUUUCAACAACACUACUAUUGUCUGGUUCACUUUCAUCUAGAUACUCAAAAUCUCAAUCAGCAUCACUAACUCAAGCACCUUGAAAAUAGGAAAAAAAAGCCCACUUCUUCACACAAAUUUCAACAUCCUAUUGCUUACAUUUCCCUAUAUUUGGCUUCCUCUAAUCUACCAAUUUUAUUUCAGUAUCAACAACAUGCUUUGAGAAAAAUGCCUUCUGAUCUUAAAGCUGAGGACCCUUUUGUUUUAAUCUAAAGCAUUCCAGUUACUUACACACGUAUAUUUCAGAAGAGACUUCAUCUAUGACCUGUGGUCAAUUUGUGUUGCAAGAAUGUAAGGAAGGUAGCAUUACAAUAGCUGCCACUGAAAACACGUUAAAAUGUUUUCAUACGUUAUGGGUGAAGGCAACUUAGAUACUUGUGUUUCCAGAGUUGCAUUUGCUUGUCCAAAAUACAAAUGCUGUACUUUUGAAUAUUGUUUGCUAAAGAGCUGCUCCAGAGUGAGCUCAUAUGAAUGAGCACCGUGAGCUGACACACCUUCCAGGAAGGACAGCCUCUAGGAUCUUAAUUUUCACAACUGAAAAUAUGAUUAAAUUUUAAAAUUCCCAGCACUAUCAUUUUUACAGCAAUUGCUUAGUAAUCCACAUGCACUGCAAGCCUAUUAAAGUCUGAUGAUGUGAGGGGUGACCUAGAGUGAGGUCAUGCUGAGAUAUUAAUUCCUUACUGUAAUAAAGGCAGCUCGAUUGCUGCAGCAUUCCUGUAGAUUAAGUAACUCACAGAGAGGAAUACUGGUUCUGUCAGCGUAAGUCAGAUGGCUACAGGAAAAAUGAGACACAGACAGUCAAAGCAGACUUCAUUAUGGUACUUCCAACAUUUAGGAAGCUUUUCUGUUAUUUGUGAACCCUAGCUUAAUGUUAUCUCUUUAGAAAAAAAUCAAAAUGAGAAAAUCUUUUAAACUAAGUGCCUGCAUUUGUAAAUAAAAAUAUUAAAUUUUUUUUGCAA
Numida meleagris (helmeted guineafowl) is the source of this 3480-nucleotide messenger RNA. RefSeq names its product prostaglandin reductase 2 (gene PTGR2). The transcript is spliced from 10 exons. NCBI's taxonomy places the organism in Eukaryota, Metazoa, Chordata, Aves, Galliformes, Numididae. The record is from RefSeq and is a predicted model, not a curated record. Gene Ontology annotation, molecular function: 15-oxoprostaglandin 13-reductase [NAD(P)+] activity. Gene Ontology annotation, biological process: prostaglandin metabolic process. Bases 136 to 1179 code for a protein of 347 amino acids.